AAUAAUUCGAUUUAAAAGCGCCAAUUCGGCCGCGACGAUCUGUUUGCACUGAUUUCUGUUUCAGGGAAUCUCCACGUCCUGAAUGAGAGCCUCUUCCCAUGUCUGCCUUUAAGUGAAACUUGUAGAACCGGUAGCCGACAUGGCCAAAAGAACUUCUGCACAACGGGACUUGGAGCCAGCAUUGCAGGAGACCGAGUCGAGUAGUGAAGAGGACGAUGAGGAGGCAUCAGAAUGGGAGUAUAAAGAGGCGACUGAAUCUGAGAGUGAUACAGCAGACAAACCCGAUCUAAAGCGCAGACCUCGAAAAUCUCCCAAGACUGUCGAGCAAGACGCCCCACAGCAACCUGAGCAGAGACCAGGAGAAAUAUUCAUGUCCAGGAAUGGUCAGAUUGAAUGGUCAUCAUCUCCAAAGAUUGCACAACCUCGUUCUCCCACAAAAUUAAAGAUGAAACCUGGGCCCACAAGGAUGGCGGUGAGCCGUGUCCAUGACAUAAGAUCAGCAUUCGAACUAUUUAUCUCGGACUCAAUUCAGCAAGUUGUUCUGAAUAUGACCAACCUUGAGGGAAAACGUAUUACAGGUAAGAAAUGGAAAGAGGUAGAUAACACAGACAUUUUUGCCUAUUAUGGGAUCCUUAUCCUCGCAGGUGUCUACAAAUCAAGAAGUCAGUCAGUUAGCAGUCUUUGGAAUCGUGAGAUGGGAAGACCUAUUUUCAGAGCAUCAAUGUCAUUAGGGAAGUUCCACAUGUUAUCAACUUCUGUCCGAUUUGAUGAGUGGGCAACAACACAUGAGAGACAGCAGAAGGACAAGUUGGCAGAAAUACGAACUGUGUGGGACAAGUGGGUUGAGCAGCUUCCACUUAUGUAUAAUCCAGGAUCCAAUGUGACUGUGGAUGAGCGCCUUGUUGGAUUUAAAGGCCGGUGCCCGUUCAGGCAGUAUAUGCCAUCUAAACCAAAAAAGAACGGCAUAAAAAUCUGGGUUGCAUGUGAUGCUGCUUCCGCCUAUGCAUGGAACAUGCAAAUCUACACAGGGAAGGUAAAGGGUGGAAUCUCGGAGAAAAACCAGGGAACGCGGGUGGUGCUCGACAUGACACAGGGCCUCAGCGGCCACAACAUCACUUGUGACAAUUUUUUCACAUCAUAUAACCUGGGACAAGAACUCCUCAAGCGCAACAUGACUAUGGUUGGCACAGUCAGACGCAUCAAGCCAGAGCUGCCGUCUGAGCUUUUGACUGUGAAGGACAGGGAAGUGACAUCCUCGCAGUUUGCAUUUACAGCCAAUACUACUCUGGUGUCAUACGUACCACGAAAGGGCAAAAAUGUGAUGCUGAUGAGUACACUGCAUCGAGAGGGACAGAUCAGUGACAGGGAAGACAAGAAACCAGAGAUCAUUCUGCGUUAUAAUGCCACAAAAGGAGGGGUAGACACUUUAGACAUGGUCACGGCCCAUUAUAGCUGCAAGAGAAAAACUUUACGGUGGCCCCUUGUGGUCUUUUUUAACAUGCUGGAUAUAUCUGCACACAAUGCUUUCGUGAUCUGGCUGGCAUUAAACCCAAACUGGGAAAAAGGUAGACUCAAUGCAAGACGGAGACUGUUUCUAGACGAGCUGGGAAGGGCACUUGUGUUCCCUCACAUCCAAAGGAGAGAGAUACUUCCAAGGGCUCCAGCAGCUGCAGCCUUCACGAGAAAGAUUCUAGAGAAGGCUGCUGAGACCUCAGGUGCAGGAUGCAACCCUCCCGUGCCUACAGAUGCCACCGGUCGUGUUAAGAGGAAACGUUGCCAGGAGUGUCCCUAUUCAAAUGAUUUGAAGACGCGCAUCGUAUGCAUGUACUGCAAGAAAUAUAUUUGUUCAAAACACACGGUGAGAAAAUGCUUCACAUGUGUGGCAGAUAGGAGUAAAAAACGAAAGAAAUGAGACAAAAUAUUAGACAACCCGUUGUGAAGCAAAUAACGUUGUUUGCCUUGUAGAAACAGUGCAUGUCAAAGUCUAGGAUAUAUUAAGGCUAGUUGAUACUUCACUUUUCAGUGUGUGCUUUCUAAGUUUUUGUUAGUCUAUGUUUCUAAUUGCUAUUAAUGACCAGUUUUUGUAUCGCAAUUCUUUAUUUUUUUUUUAGUGUACUCAAAGAUUUGUGGGAAUACAUUUUUUGCAUAUCUCUACGGCUUUAAAAUCACAGAUAUGACCUGGGUCACAUUAACCCAGGUCAACACUAGCAAAGGAUACAAUAUCUCAGCACAUGCCCAGUUUUAGACUAAGUACAGUCAAACCUCAGAUUGGGAGAAACUGAUGUGUGAGUGUUUUGCAAGACGAGAAAAAAUUUGUUGUAAAUUUUAGAACCCAUAUCUUUUGGGUCACUGAUUAUUAAGUGAAAUAUUUCCUGCAGAGUAAUUAGCACCAAAUGUGUGAGGUUUUAGAGAUGUAGCCCUGUGCUUUUUAGUUUUGUGUAAAUGGACACAGUAACACUUCUACAUUGUUAAUGUUUUAUUUGUAUAUUCCAAAUAAAAGGAAGCCUGUUCAUUGUA
Messenger RNA from Brienomyrus brachyistius, 2517 nucleotides. Its product is annotated as piggyBac transposable element-derived protein 4-like. The record is from RefSeq and is a predicted model, not a curated record. Bases 140 to 1912 code for a protein of 590 amino acids. The transcript is spliced from 4 exons. Lineage: Eukaryota; Metazoa; Chordata; Actinopteri; Osteoglossiformes; Mormyridae.